AUAAUACUUUUUCAAAAAUUGCAGAGUAUAUUUGAGUACGUACUAACAAAUUUCAUUUUUCAAACUCUUCCGUUAUCCUACUGUGCACAACAAUAACAGAACCCUCAUAGCAUCGAGAGCCUAAAGUGAAAUUCUGAUCUACUCUUAAGAGGGUCACCCUAUUCAGAAAGCUAUUUUCCAAAGAUUACAUUAAACAAUAAAAGACUCAAUCGAUUCAUUUCUAUUUUCAUGUAAAAUGUGAUUUAUUUUGUAUAAGCUUUUGUAUAAGCAACCUAGGUUAGAUUACGGAAAACAUUAAUAGGUUAGGUUAGAUUCAGGUUGUGAACGUUUUUAUAGGUUAGAUUAGAGGUUGGCAAAAAGUCGUAACCUGCAGGACUCUAUCUAGCAGCUCUUAAAUGUUUAUCGUGUAAAUAUGAAUAACAUUUUUAAUAACGUUUUUGAUAUAAUCUUUUCUACGUUUUAGAAAGUCGUCCACAAAUAUCCGGUGAUUAUUCAUCGUCGGCUCAAACUCCCACAUCUCUUUUAGCCAAGAAGAAACGUGUUCAUUUACACUUCUCUGACGAACAAGUCAUAUCCAGAAUAGAUCAAGAAAAUAAAGGUUUACUAAGACAAUUGAUUAAUGGUAGUAAUCGACAUCACCAUUAUCCACAUAUAGCUGAAACCUAUAGUCGACGAGCAAGAAUAACAUCAUCGGCUGUGAACAGACAAAAAGAACAACAACGAAUUGAGAAAGAGAAUAUGAAAAUAUUAAAUCGUUUGCAGCAGACGCGUUCUACAAAAAGUUUGAAUCGAGAUGAGUUACUCUCCGAAUAUGGUCGACAAAUUGGCUAUGUGUCUGUUAGUAGUUCACCCAGCGGAAAAUCGACUCCGGUUCAAACUGACACAUCUUCUCGUUCGUACAGUCGACCAAAUAGCGCUUCGAUUUUCUAUUCACGUGUUAAAUCUGCACAUCAAUUGCAACCCUCGACAAAUACAUACAAAAAUCCAUUGUUCAACUCAUACGUACAUCCGCGUGCACCAUCAUCAACGUCAAAUUUGACGAGUAUGGCUGGAUCACGACCAAACUCUGCCACAUGCGUUCCAUCUGAUCGUAGACAUAGUCAAAGAAGCAGUCGAGCAUCGUCGGCAAGAAGACGACCAACAUGGAAUGACCGAUGGCAACAUGAGUAA
Molecule: messenger RNA, 1170 nt
Organism: Didymodactylos carnosus
Lineage: Eukaryota; Metazoa; Rotifera; Eurotatoria; Philodinida; Philodinidae
Source: the annotation of a GenBank genome assembly